Caenorhabditis elegans is the source of this 1557-nucleotide messenger RNA. RefSeq names its product F-box C protein (gene fbxc-20). Lineage: Eukaryota; Metazoa; Nematoda; Chromadorea; Rhabditida; Rhabditidae. The transcript is spliced from 3 exons. The record is from RefSeq and is marked reviewed. Bases 354 to 1433 code for a protein of 359 amino acids.
AUUUACGGUUGGCUUGAUUGCUUAGAAAGCCCCAUGCAACAGUAGUGUAAGUAGCUGAGCCUGACCAAGUUCCUUGAUGGCUAAACAAGGUCUACGCAGAGUUGUGGUAGGGGUGUACCUAACUACUCAACUUUAAAGACCCAUAUCAAAUCGAUUUCCGUGACUUUGUUGUACCAAAAAAUUCGGAUAUACCCCGUCGUUCAUUUUAAUUAUCAAAAUAAAAGGUGAUGGAAGAUAAUGAGAUACGCCUGCCUUGCCGAAUAAGACCAGCUGCUAGAUAAUCCUAUAAUGGGACACAUCUGGUUGAAUCGAACCGGCUUGCUCAAUUCUCUCCAUAUUCUUUAUUAUCAAAAAUGAAUAGCUCGAAACCAUUGUCAUAUCCAAGCAUUGGGAGCAUUCUUCAGCACCUGAAGCCUGAUAAAAAAUUCCAACUCUCCCAGCAGUGCCGGACAAUCACUUCUAUUGACAAAUCAAGACCUUUAUAUUUGAAAUCUUUAAAGUUAAAUGAGAACAGCAUCAAAUUGAAUGGCACCACCUAUGAAUUGAAUGUGAUCGAGAAUUCGCUUAAGCCACGAGCAUUUCCAUAUGAUGUGAAUAGCCAAGGAUCUAUAGAUUUGGAAAUGGUAGUGCCAGACCAGGAACAAGAACAGGAGAUCUUGGUCGAUGACAGAACCGACAAUCCAACAUCAUACAAUGAGCAAAGGAUUUCUCGAGCUGAUUUGAAAAAUGCUCCCAGCUCCAGUUAUACUCAUUACAUCCGGUUUUCCGUUGGAAAUCACUCUGAGCAAUUACAAUACAAUGAGCGGAAGCUUCACGAUGCUAUGAAAUACCUAAUUGAUAAGCUUCUGGGAGGAAGGCCUACUAUCAAAGCCCGACAAUUUUGCGUGGAAAACUCUGGAAUACUCCGAAUCCCGAGACACCUCAAAAUUCGUGCUAAAGUUGUACAGUUAAAUGGCUUAAUCCGGGAAAAGCUAUUAAAUGCCACACAACAUCUACUGGAUAUCAAAAGCCUACCACUAUCAGGUGUCAUCAUUUCUGAUCCCCUUAUGAAUGCUCCGAAUCUUGAUAUUGAUUUUAUUCAAACCGCUGAGAUGCUACUUUUAUACUGCGAAGUGAUUUCCGGGGAGGGAUUGCUCAAAGUUCGGCACAAAAGAGUUUACAUUAAUGCGUACUUGUAUGAUGCUACUUUUCGGCUUUUCGAGGAUUGGAUGGAGCACGGGCGGGAAGUUGGUACGCAUUUCUCAUUUGCAAUGAGGAAUGAGGGAAACAUAAUUGAUGUUCUGGAUAAAAUUCGAAUAAAUUAUAAUGUGGAAGAAGGAACUGCUGAGAAUCAACUGACCAUUCAUAUAAACAACUUCACGGAUAUUGUCGUCAGUCAUAAAGUGGAUACAUGGAUUUUGGAGUAUAAAGUUCAGCAACGAGAAGUUAUGUAAAUUUACAUCUGAAUUCAAAUCCCAACUGUUUACAGAAGCAAAUAUAACUGUUCACAAUUUAUCCUGAUACUGAUUUAUUUACUUCUGAUAUUGAGCAAAUUUCAAUAAAGUUUUAUUAAAAUCU